This is a messenger RNA of Exophiala aquamarina CBS 119918, 1074 nucleotides long. RefSeq lists its product as uncharacterized. The transcript has a single exon. The coding region runs from base 1 to 1074 and encodes 357 amino acids. Lineage: Eukaryota; Fungi; Ascomycota; Eurotiomycetes; Chaetothyriales; Herpotrichiellaceae. The record is from RefSeq and is a predicted model, not a curated record. Gene Ontology annotation, molecular function: NAD binding; oxidoreductase activity, acting on the CH-OH group of donors, NAD or NADP as acceptor.
AUGUCGCUACCGCCCUUCCCAGCAAGCCCACCUCCUCUGCCUCCAGGCAAGGACAAGCACCACAUCGUGGUCCUGGAAGGGAUCCACGCAAAGAUGCCAUCGUUCGACUUCCCACACCACAUCGACAUCUACCCGCGCACGCAUCCGUCCGAAGUCGCGGAGCGCAUCCAGCACGCCACGAUUGUCAUCGCCUGUGUCGUCCCCGUCGGCCCCAAGGAAAUGGACGCCGCACCUAACCUAGGCAUCCUAGCCGUCAUGGCCGUUGGUAUUGGCUGGGUCGACAAAGAAGAUUGCGCCCGGCGUGGCGUCACCGUGACCAAGUGUCCUGCCGGCAAUGUCGAUGCCGUGAGCGAGCAUUUCCUCGGCCUGUACUUCGGCUCCAGAAAGCGGAUUGUGCAGGUGCAUAACUCCGUCACCACGAGCAGUGAGUGGGUAGACAAAGGCACGCUCACGAAACUCUGGCCCUCGGGCCCUCCUCUCGGGUGUAGUCAGGAGACGUUGGCGAUCCUGGGGUACGGAACGUUGGGGACGCGGAUCGCGAAGCUGGCGAAGGACAUCGGGUUCAAAGAAGUCGUUAUCAGCGAGCGUAAGAAUGGAAGCUCGGUCCGCCCCGGCCGUGUGACUUUCCGGGAGGCGCUCGAGCGCGGCACCGUCUUCUGCGUCAGCCUCCCAAAGGAGAACAACACGGUUGAUCUCAUCUCGGAGACAGAACUGCGGAUGAUGAGGCCGGAGGCGCUGAUCAUCAACGUCGCCCGGGGUGGGAUCGUCAAUGAGACUGCCCUUGCUCGCGCCUUGCGCGAGGGUUGGAUAGCGGGUGCUGCUACUGAUGUGCUCGAAACAGAACCUGGGGGGCCAGGCUCAAGUCCUCUGCUUCCCGACGCCAGCAAGGGCGAGCCGGAGGUGCCGAAUCUAACGGUGUCGAGCCAUAUCGCUUGGUUCUCGCAGAGCACGAUUGCGAAUUAUCAGAGACUGUUGAAAGAGGGUGUUGAGGGUUGGGCCGCUGGCACGUUGCAGGAGACUGAAGAUAAGGUCCACGUUGCCGUCGUGGUACAUAACGGCAAGAUCUGGAACUGA